Molecule: messenger RNA, 4945 nt
Organism: Lates calcarifer (barramundi perch)
Lineage: Eukaryota; Metazoa; Chordata; Actinopteri; Centropomidae
Gene: tpd52l2b
Product: tpd52 like 2b
Exons: 10
Coding region: 218-961 (247 amino acids)
Cellular component (GO): cytoplasm
Source: RefSeq, a predicted model, not a curated record
UCACCGGACGUGCCUAGCUGGCUUGUUGGGCUGUUCUGGGCUCAGUCUGUUCCCGUCGACGACUUUCUCUGAGUGGGAGCAGUCACUAAAAACCAGGGAGAUCUCUGCACAGCGAGUGGAAAGCACACUUUACCAGUCUGCUCUCCACAUUUUACACGAGUCGAGUUUAACUUUUAAUUAAAUAAAACAGGAGUUCCAGCUCUGUCAAAUCGACGCCAUGGACCCCGCCAGCCAAGAUAUCAACCUGAACUCUCCUAACAAGGGCCUCGGUGUGGAUCAUUCAGACAGCCUGUCCGACGUGCCGGUGGAGGGAGCGGUGGGGAACUCGGCCAACCCUCUUCCACCUGGCCUGACAGAGGAAGAGGCUGAGGAGCUCCGCAUUGAGCUCACCAAGGUGGAGGAGGAGAUCAACACUCUGCGUCAGGUUUUGUCAGCCAAAGAGAGACACGCCACAGAGCUGAAGAGGAAACUUGGCCUCAGUCCGCUCAACGAACUCAGGCAGAACCUCACCAAGAGCUGGCAAGAUGUACAGACCUCCAACGCCUAUGUGAAAACCACUGAGAAACUGGGAGAGUGGAAUGAGAGAGUUACCAGUUCGGAUCUAUAUCUGUCUGCCUCAGCCACUUUGGAAGACAUUACCCACUCUGAAGCAUACAAGAAGACUCAGGAGACUCUUUCCCAGGCGGGACAGAAAACCAGUGCAGCUCUCACCACAGUGGGCACGGCCAUCAGCAGGAAACUGGGCGACAUGAGAGCUCUACCUUUCUCUAAUUCCUUUAGUAGCAACUAUUCCAUUCGCCACUCGAUAAGUAUGCCGGCCAUGAGGAACUCUGCAACCUUCAAGUCUUUUGAGGAUAAAAUGGGGAACCUGAAGUAUAAGGUUGUUGGCACCAGAGGGAACGGGGAGGCCGUCAGCUCCCCCACCGACACCACCCCCACUCAGGAGAACCCGCCUUUCUGAACGCACCUCACCUGCUCCUCUUCCUCCUCCUCGCUGCCACCUUCCUCACGACCUGAGACUGUACUGUUAUCACCUCACAUCGCAGAGUCAGCCCUGACCUUUGACCCUCCACCUCACCGACUUGCCUCCACUCACUUGCCCUACCCCCCCACCCCACCCCCAAGUUCUGUAAACGCCAACAGGGCGGAGGUGAAGGACUCGUGGGUUUGAGGUGCUGCUGGUCCUACGGCCUCCACUCCUCUGCCUCGCUGUUGAAGAAAAUGUUUUGUUGAUGUCUAAACCUACAUCAUUUACAGACCUUGCUUUUUGUUACAUCACUGCUGCCUGCCUCCACCUCCUCCCUGGUCACAUCCUCACCCCCUUUUGUUGGUCCAAAUAAGUCGCGACACAAGGCUCCUGCACUCGUCAGAUGCCUUUUUUUGAACAGUGUUUCAGCAAAUCUCCUGACUACAGGCUGAAAGGCAUUAUAAGAUGUCAGGUUCUUAAACUAAACUACAUCUUUGAUUUAUCAUCCCUUAAUGAGGCUGCGGUGAUACAUCAGAAAUUUAACCUGCAGUUGUAUUUUUUAUUCCAACUCAGUUUAGGAACCAGAAUAUCUGCAGACUGAGCAGGGGGGAGGAUUUUAUGGGCGUAAGCACGAUAGUUUAUAUGCUACUUAAACCUGCUAUUUCUGUCCUCUUUGUUUCUGACUGCUCUCACCUCCACACUGUGAGCACCUGCCAGUGUCACCACAGUACCCCCACCUUUCUGUCCAGUUUGCUUCACAGCUCUGCGGCUCACUCACAGGUUAGAGGUUAGUGGUUUGACUGGGGGAGGGGUUGAUGGAAGUGGGGGGGGCGGCUACGAUCCAGCAACCCUCUUAGACCUACUACUGCUACAUGCAUGUGCAUAUCUCAUCUCAGUUGUAACAUACCAACCAUGCAAAGACGACCGAGGUCUCGUGUAACACCUUAUUAACACCCCAGAUGUAAAAACAGAAAAAAACCUUAAACCAUUUUGUAUUAUAAACUAUUUUACACUGCUUUGCAUAAUGUUUUUACAUAACUUUUAUCAAUAUGUAUAAAUAUAUAUGAAUAAAUAUAUCGUCACUGAUGCUGCCAAACGGUAGUAAUCAGGUUGGGAGGUUAGAAAAAAAAAAGCAGGGGGAGGCUAAACAAACUUUAAAUGUGGAAAACAAAGAAACACUAUGGGUCAGUUUCACAGACGUGAGUUACCUUCUGUCUGGAGUUCUUUCUGUUUAAAAGUACAUUUGUGGUCUAAUAACCUGUUACUGUGUUUGUGAAACUGACUCAUUCAGGAGGAGGAACAUAAUCGAACUGGUUUCAUGUGAUAAAACUGGAGGUGCGUUUGAUCUCAGAUGCAGCAUGUUAACAUUUGCAAGUCAAAGCUAGAAAAACCGAGCGCUUCUCAAGGGUUGAAAGUGUGUUUGAAGCCACUUUGACUGUGUUUGUCUUUUCACCCUGGUUUGACUGCUGUUCCCUUCCUUUUGUUGACACACAGAACUCAAUGUGAGACAAUGCUUUGCUGUGUACACUACCUGGUGAAUGUCAACGCUUCUCUAUCGGCCUUACUCACUUUAAAUAGUUCACCUGUUAUUAUAAUUUAGCUGGUAGAACAGAGAUAGUCUAUUUUCUUUUCCUUGUUUUUGUUAUCUUCCUGAUUUGAUUUUUAUUUUUUUUAAGUUGUACAGACUGGUUUUGAUUAAAGGACGGGAGGGGAGUUAGCGUUAAGAUGUUUAGAGUCCGACGGGCCACAGAAUGUGUCAUGAAAGAAAACAUCUCGCUGCCAUAGCAGAAGCUUUGCAACAACCCCCUUAAUGCACACAUGAGCACACAAAAGCACUCCUGUUAACACACACUAAAUGCCCUGAUCGCACACACACGCUGCAUGAGGCCAAACUAACACAAAAUCAUUGUUGCUCUUAUCAUUGUUCACAUAUAUCACUUCCACACACACACACACACACACUGUGAUAGGACAGUAGCUCUUGCUGAGACCACAAGGCCUCAGAAACAGUGACCGUAAACCUGAGAGCACAGAGUUGUGCUGCACCGUCACUUUUCUCUUGAUCGUGGGAAAUAAAGAAAGUUGUAUUCUGCACUAAGUUUGCUGAUACAAGGGCAACGUUGCCUCUACUGGUAAAAUAUCCCAACACAGCUGAUUGCCACAAAAUGUUGCCCUGCGCCAUGACUGUAGGAUUUGUGUUGCCAAAAUUCAGUGCGCCGUCUCAAAAUGUCAUGGGUGGACAGGUGCUUUAUUGAGUCAGGAGUAGAAACUGGGGUAAUUAUGAGUUGUUGCAUUUGUAAACAUUUUGGAUCAUUGAAUGAUUUUAGCCAAAACUUCUCAGGAAGUGUGUAACUUGCUCGUAAACCAGCAGAAGAGCAGUAGGUUUAAACCGUUCAAGGAUAACUUCCAGUACUUUUUAACCUUAUUUUCCCAUGUUUUUGGGUGUAAAUGAUUAAUGGGGAAGAGGCAGUGCAGUGUUGAUCAAGAGCAGUGUACCUGGGAAACUGUCCACGUCACUGUACGUCCACUAAAGUGCUUGUUUUUGCCACCGACAGGCUCAGAUUGUUAUAAGUGUCUGAGAACAUUAUGGAGAGGAUUCCUCCUGUCAGUGGCAGAAAACAAGCACUUUAGGGGACGUACAUUGACGUGGACAGUUGCCCAGCUCCAUGCAACAGUUACAGGUACACCGUUCUUGAUCAGUACUGUGAUACUAUCAAUCAUUUACACCCCAAAAAACCUCUGAAAAUCAGGUCCGGGUUUAAAAAUACUGCAGUUAUCUUUUGAGUUCGGACAGAACAGUCAGACAGCAAUUAAAUGAUAAUACAGUUUGUAAACCUGAGCCAAAGGUGUUUAUUGAAUGGCAACAUUGCCUGAUUCUAGGUGUUUGACAAUUGGACUCAUUCAAAUUUACUUUUUAGACAUGUUGCUCUGGAUUAUUGAUCAUGCGUUGAUGAUACUUGUGCCACAUCUGACUCGAAGCGUUGGUCAGUCUUGAGUUGCUGUUGAGGUGGAUUGUUUUUUUUUGGGUUGGUGGAGAUGUCUGAAAAUUGCCUCAAAUGUUGCCAAAGCCUUUUUUUCUUUUUUCUUUUUUUUUUACCCAUUACAGCCAGAGAAUAUUUCCCCCAGAUGUUGCUCUUGUAUCUUGGCUCAUGUGUUUGGAUCAGGGAGAUUUAAACUUGCUUGUAAACCAGUAAAACAGAAAUAGCUCUACAAUGAACAAACAUGAAAUGAAAAUACACAGCUUAAAAAAAAACUUCCCAUCAAACUGUUGCCAGUGUAUCAUAACUUAAGUGUAUUUUCUUGUUUGUUGAAUGUGUUUGUGUUGAUCAUUUUGGUAGUUAAUAUAUUCCUGUUAGGUGAUUUAUGUUUUUCUUUUUGGCUUUUCUUUUUCUAUUUGGAAGAGGUGGACUUAGGAGAAAAUUUAUUAUUUGUACAAUUAAUUUGCCAUCAGUUUAAAGCAAGUUGCCAAUAUUUGAAUAUCUGUUACAGAGUCUCUCUCUGCCUCUAAAUCUCAUGGAGUCUCUGAACUUUCUGCUUCGCUGAACGAAAACGCAGAUGCACACCACACGAAAUGUCAAUCUCAAGUCGUUAAAUUUAGCGUUUACUCCUAAAAUCAUAUUUGAUUUUAAGACAAAUUUGCUGUAUUAAAGGACUUGGAAGAUUAAGAUUUCUGGCAGUGAAGCUGUCUCCUGUUUAAAGCUGCAGUUUUGGGGACACUGAGAGAUGAAAAAAAAAAAAAGGGUGGUGUACUUUUGUUUCUGGGUGCUGAUGGGAAGUGCAGCACAUGACGAGUUCGGCUCCGAGCCAGCGCAGAGGCUGGAGGACAGUAGAGUACUUAUAGCUUUAUUUAGGUCCAGGGCCUAGCUGACGUAGAUUAUUAAAAGGGAUCAGACUUGGAAGAUCACGGUGAAUGAAUUAAAAACAGUUUUUGGUUUUGUUGUAUAUGUUUGGAUAUCAAUAAAGCAUUCCUUUAAAUGA